Messenger RNA from Anoplopoma fimbria (sablefish), 1535 nucleotides. It is a transcript of the gene pcna, whose product is annotated as proliferating cell nuclear antigen. The record is from RefSeq and is a predicted model, not a curated record. Lineage: Eukaryota; Metazoa; Chordata; Actinopteri; Perciformes; Anoplopomatidae. The coding region runs from base 321 to 1103 and encodes 260 amino acids. Gene Ontology annotation, biological process: mismatch repair; leading strand elongation; translesion synthesis. Gene Ontology annotation, cellular component: PCNA complex. The transcript has 6 exons. Gene Ontology annotation, molecular function: DNA binding; DNA polymerase processivity factor activity.
CUGUAGUCUCGGGGUUGUCCUCUCCAACAUGGCGGAGAUCAGCGCCCACUCGCUGUCAGAAGGCGACGACAACGGACACGGAAGUGACGCAACGACGCCGAGUCAUUAAAAGCUGACUGUAGCGCGCGCUUACAGCUCAAAUCUUCCUUCUGCUGCGAGAGUAGUGUCCGCGUGCUGCUCUGCUGCUAGCUAACAACACAAAGCCUCGACUCUUCGGAGAGUAUCACCGUCUCCUCCGCUCAAACGGCCUCCACCUUUGACGGAGCCACGUAACCAUCUCCUCGUUAGACUCCACGCAGACUUAAAGCUCCACAGCCGCCAUGUUUGAGGCUCGCCUGGUCCAGGGAUCCAUCCUGAAGAAGGUGCUGGAGGCUCUGAAGGACCUGAUCACAGAAGCCUGCUGGGAUGUCAGCUCGUCCGGCAUCUCCCUGCAGAGCAUGGACUCCUCUCACGUCUCGCUGGUGCAGCUCACCCUGCGGCACGACGGCUUCGACUCGUACCGCUGCGACAGAAACCUGGCCAUGGGAGUCAACCUCAGCAGUAUGUCAAAAAUCCUGAAGUGUGCAGGAAAUGAAGACAUCAUCACCCUCAGAGCAGAAGACAAUGCAGACACACUCGCCCUGGUGUUUGAGACGCUCAACCAGGAGAAAGUCUCAGAUUACGAGAUGAAGUUGAUGGACCUGGAUGUGGAGCAGCUCGGCAUUCCAGAGCAGGAGUACAGCUGUGUGGUGAAGAUGCCCUCUGGGGAGUUUGCCCGUAUCUGCCGCGACCUUUCCCAGAUCGGUGACGCUGUCAUGAUCUCCUGCGCCAAGGACGGAGUCACGUUCUCUGCCUCGGGAGAGCUGGGCACAGGAAACGUCAAGCUGUCCCAGACCAGCAAUGUGGACAAAGAGGACGAGGCUGUUACUAUCGAGAUGAAUGAACCCGUCCAGCUGAUCUUUGCCCUCAACUACUUGAACUUCUUCACCAAGGCGACGCCGCUGUCCAAGACGGUCACCCUCAGCAUGUCUGCUGAUAUCCCCCUCGUGGUGGAGUACAAGAUUGCCGAUAUGGGACACGUCAAAUACUACUUGGCACCCAAAAUCGACGAAGAAGCUUCCUAAGCUGUUUGAUAACGGCCAAACAAGGGAGAAUAGAGGAAGGCAGGCGACUGGGACUUUUCCUGAGUGAUUGACAGGCUGUAGUGAUCGCAUGGUGGUCGAUGAUCACUCAAUUUCUUAUUUCUUGUCUGAGAUUCACAGCAGAAGGUUUUAUAAACUGUCAUCUGUCAGCCACACGAAUGCCAUCUGUGUGAUGAAGCUUCAGUGUUUUGACUCUUUAGAUUUCAAAGCAACUGGCUGUGUGGUUCAGACUGCCCCGAUGUCAAUUCCAGCACUCCUGCUCUCUAUUUUUUGCCCGUCUUGGGAAAGCAGAUAUCGAUUAUCCCAUUCCUUCUUGUAGAUAACACAUUUGUAAAUACUUCCUGUGGUCAGCCAACCCCAAAUGUUUUUGUAUUCAUUGAUUAAGUCCAAAAUAAAUGAUUCAAGUUGUUUCCA